This is a messenger RNA of Quercus lobata, 663 nucleotides long. Its product is annotated as KRR1 small subunit processome component homolog. The record is from RefSeq and is a predicted model, not a curated record. The coding region runs from base 1 to 564 and encodes 187 amino acids. The transcript has 6 exons. Gene Ontology annotation, molecular function: RNA binding. Gene Ontology annotation, cellular component: nucleolus; small-subunit processome. Lineage: Eukaryota; Viridiplantae; Streptophyta; Magnoliopsida; Fagales; Fagaceae.
AUGGAGCAUGAGAACAAUCGCGACAUUUCACAGCAGCCGAAGAUGAAGCACAAGGGGAAGCACGACAAGCCGAAGCCAUGGGAUGAUGACCCCAACAUUGAUCGCUGGAAGAUCGAGAAGUUUGACCUGUCUCGGAAUGAAACCGGAAUGCUUGAAGUUUCUGGUUUUCAAUUGCUUUGUGCAGAGAAGUACUUGCAAGAGGUCUGGCCAACUGUGAAUUCCUCUUUGAAAGAGUAUGGCAUUUCAUGUGAACUUAAUCUGGUUGAGGGGUCCCUGACAGUUUCAACAACCAGAAAGACCAGGGACCCAUAUAUUAUCAUUAAUGCUAGGGAUCUUAUUAAGCUUUUGUCAAGAAGCUUUCCAGUUCAUCAGGCAAUAAAAAUACUGGACGAUGAAAUGCAAUGUGAUAUCAUCAAGACUGGCAACUUGGUCCACAAUAGGGUUUGCUACCGUUGUCAAUAUUUGACUUGCCAAAUCUCUCCGGUUUAUUCCUUGAGCACAAUCAACUUGUUGGUCCCCUUCCUAAUCGCGUUGUAUUCCAUCUUUGUUUGGAAAUUUGACUAAUCUUGAAUGGUUAGACCUCUCUUUCAACAAGCUCAGAGGGGAGAUUCCCAAGCAAUUGGCAGAUAUUCCGUGGCUUGCAGAUUUAAAGCUAUCACAUAA